AUGAUUGACAUUAAGUUAUUAGCUGAUAUUCAAGGUAAUUGGUCAGAGAUCGAAUAUGGAGAAGGUAUCAUAAUACAUAGUGGUAAUUUCGGAUUCUGGGAUGUUGAAACGAUAUUGAAUUGUGAUUUCAAUUAUCUUAAACAAUUGAUAUCAUUUCUGACUAUAAUUCCUUCCAACAUUGUCGACGAAAUUAAUGAAGUCAUUUUAAUCAACCAAAUUCCUUCACAAGAGGUAAUUCAAUCGAUGAAGAAUAAGAUUCUACCUUACUUUGAGUAUUUGGAUAAUUUCAAAGGAUUUGAAAAGCCGGUUUAUACAAUAUUCGGACCUAUGGAUGAUCCUCGAAUCAUCAGAAAGAUUCAAACUGGUCAAUUGGUAAUCCCUAAUUUAUUCUUGAUCGAUCACUUACAUAAUUAUAUUAUAACCCAACCUAAUGAACCAGAUAUCAAGAUCUAUGGAAUCAGUGGAAAGUUCAAAUUCAUAAAAUUGUUCAAUAAUGGGGAUAUCAAUGAGGAAAACGAUAUUAUGGGUUAUGAAGGUAGAUACGAUAACUUGAUUUCAGGUGAAUUUGGUGAGUUAUGGAUAAACUUACUUCAAAUAAGUGAAUUCUAUCAAUCGAAUUAUCACAAUAAAAGUACCAUCAAUUUUUUUGUGUGUUACAAUUCCAUUAUGAAGACACCAAUACUAGAAUACUUGGCCAUGAUAACAAAUGCUAAUUUCACUGUAAGUUCAAGUUUACAUUUCAAAUUCCCUAUUAUCGGUAAUGAAAUGAGUUUUCUUAAUUCCAUUGAAAACUUCAAGCUUAAGUUCUCUAAGUUCAGGAUUAAAUUUGGUGAAUUUUUCAAGAUAAUUCAAAAAGAUUUAAUAAGCUAUUGUAACAAUGAUGAAGAUUUGAUCAACAACUUGGAGAUUGGACUCGAAAUUUUUGAUAAAAUACCCAUAAUUAACUCCAAUAAAAUUAUCUCUUUGAGUUUGAAAGAUAAAAUCAGUACAAAUGAAUCAAUUUCGAAAAUCAAUGAGUUAUAUUUUGAAAACUUUUAUAAUUUGUGGCAUUUCAACCUUUGUGAUUUUAAAAUUAACAAUGAAUUCAACUUCCUUACCUUGAAUUUGGCUGAUGGGAAAGUCAACUUGAAGAACUGCAAUAGUUUUGGAUUUGACUUCAAUUUCAAAAUUGAUAACGACACUGACGAUGAUGACGAUUUUGAAAUGAAAGAGUUCAAGAACAGAAGCAGAAGAGGGAGGGGAAGAGGUAGAGGCAGAGGUAGAGCUGUUAGAGGUAGAGGUUUUAGAUAG
This is a messenger RNA of Yamadazyma jaroonii, 1290 nucleotides long. NCBI's taxonomy places the organism in Eukaryota, Fungi, Ascomycota, Pichiomycetes, Serinales, Debaryomycetaceae. The record is from the annotation of a GenBank genome assembly.